AUGUCGAAUCGCAAUCAGAUCGACUCUGUCAUCGACGAUGAUGACGAGUUUUGCCCACUCUGUAUCGAAGAAUUUGAUCUUUCAGACAAAAAUUUCAAACCUUGUCCUUGCGGUUAUCAAAUCUGUCAGUUUUGCUAUAACAACAUCAAAACUCAUAGCGAAGAAGGCCGAUGUCCCAACUGCAGACGUGUCUACGACGAAAGCACUAUACAAUACAAGGUUCCUGAUGCAGACGAGUUUAAAGCUGAUCUGGCGCUGAAACAUCGAAAAGCGGCUGCCGCGAAGAAAAAGGAAGCUGAAAAACGAGAAAUAGAGGCUUCCAGUCGAAAAAACCUCGCUGGUGUCAGGGUCGUUCAAAAGAACCUAGUUUACGUUAUUGGUUUGAACCCCACUAUACGGGACGAAGGACAGCUUCUGCAGGCGCUGCGUGGCCCGGAGUAUUUUGGCCAAUAUGGCGAGAUCGACAAGAUUGUCGUCAGUAAGGCCAAACCGGGCGGUAACCCCAAUCAAGGAAUCGGCGUCUACGUGACUUUUGCACGAAAAGUCGAUGCAGCCACCUGUAUUGCGGCUGUAGACGGAUCGACAAAUGGUGAUAGAUUACUCAGAGCACAAUACGGAACCACUAAAUAUUGCUCGUCUUUCCUUCGAAACGAACAGUGCAAUAACCGAAAUUGUACAUUUCUUCACGAGACUGGAGACGAUAAUGAGAGUUAUAGCAGGCAGGAUUUGUCUUCCAUGAAUACAGCGCAAAGACAACAUUAUGCAAAUGGUGCGACAACUGCUGGCAGUCGACCUUUCACCCAGCCUCCGCAAUCUCAGCCUAUGCGUAGACAGGGCAGCAAAGAUGAUGGCGCGAAAGGGCUACCAGAUGGCCCUGCCCUCCCAUCCUCCGCGAGUUGGGCAAACAAGGAUGCACCUAUAAAUCGUGCUAGGCGGCUCAGUGGCACUGGUAGCCGCUCAUCCCCGAGCCCGAAGCCUGCAAAUGUUCCAAUGGCUAAGAGUGAAGAAGUGAAGAGAAAUUUUCCAACCGCUCAAGAAUCCCGACGGUCCACUCCGGCUCCCGCUUCCACUCCAGCUCCAGCACCUGUUCAACCAGCUGCUCAAAACGUCCCUUCAACUAAACCGGCGCCAGUCAAAGAUUCUUUGCUAGAGUCGCUUCUCAAUGCAGUUAACUCUCCGGGAUUUCGCUUCGUCUUCUCGACAGAUGGCUUAUCCGACGAUGAUCUCAAAUACAUAGAGAACGGCCCCUCUCUCAUUGAUCCUUACGGCGGGGCCAAACGCCGAGCAAUGCGAGAGAAAGUCGAGCAGGAGCGCGCAAAGCAGGAAGCCGAAACCCAGUCAUUGUUACAGUCGGCAGCUGCGGAGGAGGAAAACCGCGAGAGUGGUAGCUUGCAAUUGGGUGGCGAACCGGACGAUGCACACCCAUCGAGAGGUACGGUUUCCCGUAAUCGCGAUGGCCACGGCGCGAUUCAACCUCCCUCGCAGCAAAACACGAACACCAAUUCAUUAGUCGGUUCUCCUGCAUCCAUAUCGCAGCAAUUCCACAACCUGAACAUAAACAAUCGAAGCUUGACUCCGCUUCAGCAGCAACAACUUAUGCUGCUGAAAUCAGGUACCGGUCAGCAAGGUGCGCUUGUGGAUUCUUUAAAUCCUUCAUUCGAUCAAGCUUCCCAGUCUCGAUCAAGUCUGUUCCAAGGAGGCAUCUCUCAAGCAGGGACUUCCAAUACGAGACUAUUCGGUCAACAAAAUUUGAUGCAGUCUGGAAAUCCUAGCCAACUCGUCGCUCCUGCUCCGCAACAGGGCAUUUCGAACCAAUUCUAUACCAGUAGCGUCCAAGGCCCUCCUCCAGGAUUGAAAACUGCAGGUACUCCGCCCAUCAGUGGUGGUGGCAUGUUUGCACAGGGUCACGGGUUUACGUCGAACACAAAUCUUGGUCUUGGUGCAAAUGUCGGAAAGCAAGAGGCGAAUCCAGACUUCAUGCGCGAGUUACUUCGUGGUCGUGGUGCCUCGGCCGGAACAGGUGGAUUACAAGGUCAUGAAUCUGCUAAGCGUGAGUUCUUACUUCCCUUCAUUCAACAGCACCCUACCCCCCCUCCCCUGACUCCCGCUACUGGCCUUCUCAGCGCAUUCUAUGGCUCCCAGAACGGUGCUCUUGCCGAUUUUGGACCACAGAAGCAAAAGAAGAAGGGGAAGAAGCACAGACACGCUAACACUUCCUCCGGUGGAGGCGGUGUAGUAGAUCUUGCGGACCCGAGCAUUCUGCAGGCGAGGAUGCAUCAAGUCGGUGUUGGUUCGACUGGGCAAGUGCUAUACGGAAGUCAGGGGCAAGUCGAUGAUGAUGAGUUUCCUCCUCUGAAUAUUGGACAGAAGAGCAAGUUGGAACAUGCAUUUCGAACGACAUUAAACCAUGACUCGCGAGAGCAUUCUCGCUCUGGCACUCCUACUCUUCCUCCUGGCCUCCCACUUCCACACGGUCAUCCACCUUCACGCUUCUUUUCAGAAAAGAAGAGCUCGGAGAGCCAGGAUUUUCCUAUUAAUCCUCCUACUCACGGCCCUCCCGGUCUUCCGGUAUCCCGACGCGGGACUCCUCUGCAGAAGUCGUUUGAUACUGAGUCUCGGCGACAAACACCAGCGGCUCAAGAUGUAUUCGAUGAAAAUGCACUAACCGACAAGACUCGCAACUUCGGAGAUAUCUCCUUAGGUUCCCCAAAGGCCCGAUCGGCAAGGAAGCUCAAUGUUACAGCACUAAAGGAACAACCGGCUGGAAACAAACAACCGUCAGUGGCCAAAGGUGCACAUAGCAAGAAACCCAAGCCUAUUAAACUUGACCUUUCUAUGCCACUGGAUGACUUGCAGACGCCGUCACCUGUAAAGGAAAGCCCGGCUUCUAGUAAUGCUGCACCUGCACACCUGCCACAAUCAGUUGCAGCUAGCUCACGACCCGGGACGCCGUUAACAGGGAUCUCGCGGAACUCUGAUUCCUCUGGACCGCGUCAACCAAGAGUACUGCGAGUUGUAGACACACCGAAGACAGGGACGCCGCCUCCGGUGUCUGCGGUGCCGUCAUUAUCUUCGGUUGUCCAGGCCAAAAUCCGCUCCAGACGGCCUAGUCUUUCAUCAGCGGGCCGCCCUGACACGCCUGGCGACGUGGGUUCCGACUUUGACAUAACGACUUCCGCAUCUGUGUCGCGGGCCAAUUCACCUCCUCCAUCUAAAAUAGGCUCUGCUCCUGUGCGUGCCAUGACAAAGAAUCAAGUCAAAAAAGAACGGAGAUUAAAGGCAAAGCAGGCAGAAGAGGCUAUCAAAGAAGAGAUAGCGACAGCCAUCCCUGAGGAACCUGUGCAGGCCCCGAUCAUCGGACGAAAACGCAAGACUAAGAAGCCACCUACUGCUUCCUCUGAGCCAGCUUCAUCUGUAUCUACGAAGGAGGUUUCUGAUGCAGAAAACGCUACCACACAAAAGACUGAAGCAAAAGCCGCUGUAGGCACCCGGAAACCGAAAUCCUCGCCAGAGAAGGCGCCCGAUGCCAGCAAGUCUGUUUCAGAUGCGGAUGUGCCUGAGCCUCAGGCUGAAGAACCGUGGAGGGCUAACAACACCAUUGCUCAGCUGGUCGAGGAUGCCAAGGCUACGGGGUCUUCCAUUAAGGACCUGUUCUUGGAACGGACAGCGCCUCUCCAUGUUCUUUUGGCUCAAAUGCAAAGUAAAGGCGAGAUUGAUCUCACUAGUCAUCCGCUUUUCAAUCCUCCGCCUCUCAAUCAACGCACCGACAUGAAAUGUGACGCAGAGGAUUAUGAGUGUUUGAAAUUACACUUGUACAUUUCGGAAGAGGAUAAGAAAACUCUUCUCAGCGGUAAGCCACUAAGGAUCAAUCACGGCAGUGAUUUAUUGAAGGUUCGAUUCAUGAUUACGCCCAAGGGCCGAGUGCUGCGCCAUCUCACGGACGAGGAAGAGGACCGUUACCUUGAGUUGGAGAGUCGUAUGGAUCCGGAUACGUGGAGUGAAUAUCCUUCGACGACUGUGCCGGGUCUUGAUACUACCAAUAUGAAUGGAGGACUGGAUGCGCUGUUCUUGACACCGGGAAGAUUUAAUGUCGCUCUGUCUGAACCAGCAAGUCCCAGGAUGUCCCUUGCUGCUGCCGGAGCAGUUGUCAGCGCUGAAGAUCAGUUUGCGCUUGAUCCCCCUUCGGAAUCCGGUCCAAAUGUUUCAACCAUGGCGGAAGUGGAUCAUGCUCGUAAAAUCCCCGAAUCGGUGCGGUAUCCUAUCAUGCCAGAAAUGGACAAUGUUUUUGGCAUGUCAAAUAAGGAGUUGCGCGGCUUCAUCGAACAGUCUCAGCGUGAGUUGGAGAGUUCUCGGAAGGAGUUUGAUGCUAUUGAUAAGAAACUGGCGGCUCUCGUGAAGCGAAACAAGAAGCUUGCUCAGCAGGCUCUCAGUUCGGUUGUUGAAGUUGGGAAAUAG
Talaromyces stipitatus ATCC 10500 is the source of this 4455-nucleotide messenger RNA. RefSeq names its product CCR4-NOT core complex subunit Not4, putative. Gene Ontology annotation, biological process: protein ubiquitination. The transcript has 7 exons. Gene Ontology annotation, molecular function: ubiquitin-protein transferase activity; nucleic acid binding. Gene Ontology annotation, cellular component: CCR4-NOT complex. The record is from RefSeq and is a predicted model, not a curated record. The coding region runs from base 1 to 4455 and encodes 1484 amino acids. NCBI's taxonomy places the organism in Eukaryota, Fungi, Ascomycota, Eurotiomycetes, Eurotiales, Trichocomaceae.